This is a messenger RNA of Pieris rapae (cabbage white), 1758 nucleotides long. It is a transcript of the gene pall, whose product is annotated as F-box only protein 28. The record is from RefSeq and is a predicted model, not a curated record. The transcript has 9 exons. Lineage: Eukaryota; Metazoa; Arthropoda; Insecta; Lepidoptera; Pieridae. Gene Ontology annotation, molecular function: protein binding. Bases 226 to 1437 code for a protein of 403 amino acids. Gene Ontology annotation, biological process: protein polyubiquitination.
UUUAUGUAGAAAAGAAUGAGAUAUGGAAAAAUAGAUAACAACGAUCAACGGCAAAACUCAAUAAAAGUAGAAACUAAGAAAACCCGAGAAACAUCGGGAAAACUCUUAAUACAUCAGCAAAAAUUUUACAUCGCUGUAUAUUUAGAGUCAUAGUGUCUCCUUCAUUACGUGACAAAUAAGCACUGCUCAAUUCCUUGUUUUCUUCCGUAUUUAUUGUGUGGCAUAAUGGAUUUUUUAAGUCUGCCUGUCGUUGUGGUAGAAAAAAUAUUAACAUAUUUAUCGUACGAUGAAGUUUCUAAGUACAGAAUGGUGUCCAAAGGUUUCAAUGACAUAUGCAUGAGAAUGUUAAAUCGUGGAUUCCUCAUGAUAGAGCGGCGACAUGCGUUAGCCUUAAAAGGUGUAAAAGCACAACUACCUCGUAGAGAAUCUGAGCGCAGAUAUCAUCCUUUGGCCAGGCACUGUGAUAUUUUGACAUCAAUUGAAACAAGAAUAUCUAUGCUGAACAUGACUUAUUCAAAAUUUAUGGAUUGUGGUAUUUGCUGCUUUAUACCAGGAAAGGUGAUAGACGAAAUUCGUCGUGUUCUCAGUUUAGUUGAGACAUCGAAAACUCCACCUCGUGCGCAUGAAGUGUUACAAGAGUUGCGAGAUAUUUCUAGUAUGGCUAUCGAGCAUUUUGAUGAUAAAGUAUCGCCUGACUUACGUAAAAAGCUACACAAGGCAGUCCCCAUUCCAGAACCCAGGCCAUCUCAGGCUGCCUUACUGCCAUUAGCACUUCGCCAAGAGAUGUUGGAUUUGCGCCGUCGUUCUGUAUUGAGCGCGAAACUCUCUUUAAAUAUAGCGGCGCAGUACAAAAAGUUUUAUAAACGGAUCGUAGAAUACAAGCAAAUUGCCUGGAGGCAAAGGAAGAUCAUUCGGGAUUUAAAGAAGCGGCAGAGAGAUCAGGACGCUUGUAUGGCUGACUUGAAAAAACGGAUUGAAGAAUGCGAUAUAAAGUACAGCAAGCUCACACACACUGACCAGAAUGUCGGAGGGACUGUUAUUGCUGGUAACAGAAUAUUUACAUCAGCGAAUGACAGUUCAGAAAGUGUGGCUCCUCUACGUCAUUUCGGUAGUCAGAUUAAAUUGGAUCUGUCAGUUUUGCCGAUUGGGACUAACAAACGAAACUCUAAUAAAUUGUUGCCAAACAUAAAGCCGCGAAAACCUCAAAUAAGAUUGCCAAGUUUAUCUGAAGAUGUUGAAAUGGAGUCAAAUCCAGUACCUUCAACGUCAAAUCAGACUCCUCGCCAAAAAACCCAAUGUACUAUGGCCAAAAUACGGGGAAUCACCAAUGAGAUUCGACAAUUGAGUAAUCUGUCAAAAACUAUAGAGGGAAAGCUAAAACGUCCGCGUGUAUCAAAUUCGGAAGACUUGGAAAAUAAAAAACAAAAGUUGCAAUAGUCUGUUGUUUGUGUUAUCUGUGGAUGUGUUUGUAUAUUGCCAUGUCUGUAAAAGCUUUUGUCUAUGCUCAUAAGUUACAAAUAGAUUCUUAUUAUAGAUUAUUUAAAGAAAAUUCGAAAAAAGAACGAUUAUUAAAAUCGGUUUUGAUCGUUUUUAUUUGUGCAAUCGAAACGCUUUGCAAUACUUUUGCAAAGUUUAAUCGUUUUAGAUGGACAUAUACAUUGAAUAUAGGUAUUACUAGUUAAUUAAUGUAUGUUCUAUCAGUUAUAACAAUAAAAAAGCUAAAUAUAAAAAAGCCUGGUUGUCUUUAUCUCUUUAUUU